Messenger RNA from Nymphaea colorata (pocket water lily), 1302 nucleotides. RefSeq names its product serine/arginine-rich splicing factor RS2Z32-like. The record is from RefSeq and is a predicted model, not a curated record. NCBI's taxonomy places the organism in Eukaryota, Viridiplantae, Streptophyta, Magnoliopsida, Nymphaeales, Nymphaeaceae. Gene Ontology annotation, cellular component: nuclear speck. The coding region runs from base 167 to 1156 and encodes 329 amino acids. Gene Ontology annotation, biological process: mRNA splicing, via spliceosome. Gene Ontology annotation, molecular function: zinc ion binding; mRNA binding. The transcript is spliced from 7 exons.
CGUUUGGCUUAACCACGGGCCGUGCUCCCUACGGGAAGGAAAGGGUUUUGGGGAUAAAAUUUAUACACCGCGCGACGUACUUCUUCUUUCUGUAGAGAGAGAGAGAGAGAGAGGGAGGGUUGAGCCUGAAUCGCCAUUGCUGCUGUAGUUAUCUGUGCGUGAGACAAUGCCUCGUUACAAUGAUGACCGUUAUGGCAACACUCGCCUUUACGUUGGCCGUCUUUCUUCACGCACACGCUCACGUGAUCUGGAAGAUGUUUUUAGCAGAUAUGGCAGAGUACGUGAUGUGGACUUGAAGCAUGACUUCGCCUUCAUUGAAUUUAGCGACCCUCGGGAUGCAGAUGAUGCUAGAUACAGCCUAAAUGGGAGAGAAGUUUGUGGAAGUAGAAUAAUUGUAGAAUUUGCACGAGGGGGACCUCGAGGACCUGGAGGUUCUAGAGAGUAUUUAGGUAGAGGCCCUCCACCUGGUUCAGGUCGCUGCUUUAAUUGUGGGAUCGAUGGACACUGGGCUAGAGAUUGCAAAGCUGGAGACUGGAAGAACAAAUGCUACCGCUGUGGUGAAAAGGGUCACAUAGAAAGAAAUUGCCAAAACAGCCCAAAGAACCUAAGGAGGGGCCGGAGCUAUUCCCGUUCUCCUUCUAGGUCACCAUCUCCACGGCGUGGUAGAAGCCGUAGCCGCAGCUAUAGCAGAAGCAGAAGUUACAGUCGGUCCAGGUCUAGGUCUCCUCAGAGGGAGGGGCGCAAUGUGGUGCGUGAGGAUCGAUCACGUAGUCCUCUACCUAGCAGGAGCCCCAAGCCAAAGGCAAGUCCACCUCCGGCAAAAGAGAGAAAAACUAGCCCUUCGCCUGAUAGGAGGCGGAGUGUGAGCCCCGGUGGGAGCAGCCCACGAGAAAGGAGUCCGCCACCAAGGGAGAGGAGGUCAAGUGGUCACCACCGUGGUUCUGAUUACAGUGGCAGUCCAAGGAAUAGCAGGAGCCCUGGAAGUGCAGAGCGAGAUAGUCCAGUUGGCGGUAGGUACAGGAGUCCAGAGGCUAAUGGGAGGAACGGCAGGAGCCCUUCCCCAAUGCAUGAUGAUGAUCGGAGCCCAGUGGAUGAUGAUCGGCGCCGUGGAUCACCUGCAAGGCGUACCGAUUCUCCGGUCAGCGGUGAGGAGUGAACGUGCAGUAGUAGAGACUUAAAAACUCUAGUAACAACUGGUUCUAUUUAUCGAUGCAAAAGUACUUUCUUUUACUUUAAAACUGUGUAAUUGUUGGAAACGUUGAGAAGAUGGAUGUAAUCUCGGUGAUCUAACCUCUUUUUCCA